Molecule: messenger RNA, 1330 nt
Organism: Notothenia coriiceps (black rockcod)
Lineage: Eukaryota; Metazoa; Chordata; Actinopteri; Perciformes; Nototheniidae
Gene: lrch2
Product: leucine-rich repeats and calponin homology (CH) domain containing 2
Exons: 10
Coding region: 20-1330 (436 amino acids)
Cellular component (GO): cytoplasm
Molecular function (GO): protein binding
Source: RefSeq, a predicted model, not a curated record
UCCAGGGAAUGAAGCCCGUAUGCGCAUGGGCGGAGAUACUGCCGCUGUGCGCUGUUAUUAUUGUAAGAGUAAUUUCUUUUUUACGAAAAUGGCGUCUAGUCAGGGAGGUGUGGGAGCUGUCACGGCUCUUCAAAGCCAUCACUACUCCAGCGGACCUCCUUGGACCCCGGGCUUCAGCCAGUACCAGCACCAACAGCAGCACCACACGGCCCGCAGCCUGGACCGGGCUCUGGAGGAUGCCGUGUGCUCCGGGAUACUCAACCUGAGCGGCAGGAAGCUGAGGGAGUACCCGGGGAUGAGCCAGGAUCUGACCGACACAACACAAGCAGAUUUGUCCAAGAAUCGACUGACAGAAAUCCCCCCUGAUUUGUGUCUGUUCGCCCCCCUGGAGUCGCUCAACCUCUACCACAACUGCAUCAAGUGCGUCCCAGAAGCCAUUAUCAACCUGCAGAUGCUGACUUACCUGGACAUCAGCCGAAAUCUCCUGUCAGUUUUGCCAAAAUAUUUGUUCAGCCUCCCCCUCAAAGUUCUGCUUGUGAGCAACAACAAGCUGGUGUCCAUCCCCGAGGAGAUCGGCAAGGCCAAAGAGUUGAUGGAACUGGACGUGAGCUGUAAUGAGAUCCAGGUGCUGCCGGCUCAGGUUGGGAGGCUUUACGCUUUGAGAGAACUGAACAUCAGGAGGAAUUGCCUUCACAUGCUGCCUGAGGAGUUGUCUGACCUACCUCUCAUCCGCCUUGACUUUUCCUGCAAUAAGAUCACAGAGAUUCCUCCGGCUUACAGGAAACUCCGGCAGCUGCAGCACAUCAUCCUAGAUAAUAAUCCUAUGCAGUCUCCACCCGCACAGAUUUGCCUGAAGGGCAAAGUGCACAUAUUGAAGUACCUGAACAUCCAGGCGUGCAGGACGGACAAGAAGCCGGACACCCUGGACCUCCCCUCCCUCGGCAAACGAUGCAUCCCUCAACCACUCACAGAUAGCAUGGAAGAUUUUUAUCCCAGUAAGAACCACGGGCCUGACUCUGGAAUCGGUAGUGACAAUGGCGACAAGAGGCUGUCUACGACUGAGCCUUCAGACGACGACACAGUCAGCCUCCACUCUCAGGUUUCAGAGACAGCCCGUGCUGAUGCCCUCUCACUCCUCUCCAAAAUGGACUCUUGCAAAGAUCAGGAUCUCUAUGACUUUAUAGACCCCAACCCGGACGAGGAUCCUGCUCUGUCAGAGUGUGACGGGCAGCAGAGCGGUCAUGUGUCUUGUAUAAAGGAACUGGAAAAGGUUCUUAACAUGUCUCACCAAAGCAAAGACAAAGAGAACUGGAAAGAGGAAUCAGGGUGA